AUGGGGACAAGAGCUAGUCGUUUACAAGAGGACCCAGUGUCUUCGGCUUUCGUCAAAGAUGGCAUAAAGCGGGAUUCCUAUCAACGACCCCGCUGCAGUAGGCCCACCAGUCUUAUGAUAGACUUUUUGGGGAGUUUUGACGAUUCGGAGACCAACCGUAGCCGAUCGGAAGAGGGCAGCGAUUCGGACAUAGGGCAACAGGCGAGCGCCGAUGGAAGCCCCGCCGACCACAACAGCCACCCAUCCAUCAGCCAGGCAUCACCAGCGGAAGACAACAGCGAAUGCAAGCGCGAGGAAGACAGUAAUAGCAGUCCCGAGGGUGCUGUCAACGGGGAACAUCUGCCUGGAGAGGAGACAGGCCGCGUGCCUCACCGCACUUUCUCUGAACGUUUACCCGGUAAUCGACACUCUUCCGGGCGCAACGUCAGCGCAAGAGUUGCACGGAUGAGAGGCAUCAAUCAGCGCCCGGUAUCGGAGGCUUGGAUUGGCCUCUACCGUGUCAACAACCGACAUGGCAGUAAGUUUAUGAGUGACCACCCUUUUUGUGUUUUUUUUAUGUAUUGUUUUAUUAAGUUGCAGUUCCUAUUCACUUUUGGCAGAUUUGACUCCCAUACACUGCAUCACAGAGACAGACAGUCAGGUCGAACAAAAACACUAAAAUGUCCCCUAGGUAGUAACGUUAUUUGACUGGGGCGCAAAAAUAAUUAAUACGCUAAUAUGUGAGACGUGACACAUUGGCCAGGCUUACUACUGAACCGGAAUUCUUGGAGGGAUGAUCUUCUCGUGCAUACAAGCUACUUGACUUGCAGCUGAACCCAUUGUAUUAAGUUGUGACAAUCAGGCUGCUGCGUCGUUCCACCUCAAAAAGCACAAGAGGAUUUCGGCACCCACCAUCUCAGAUUGUGCUGAAAUGUUUUCUGUAGUUAGAAAGAGACAGAGGAUGGGAUGCUUGGGAGGUCCCUACCCCAUUGAAGUUGACAUUUUAAAUGGUUACGUUAAGGGUUAAGGUUUGGUUAGGGUUUAUGGUCGGGACAUACCAAGGAUUCGGGAUAGCACGGGCCCAAUUUAAUCUCAGUUUACAUAGUACAAGGAAAAAGUCGGUAAAUGUUCGCUAAAAGUUUUUAUUAGAAGUAUGAAUUUCAGCACCCUGCAGAAGGACCACAGUUGUACAGAACAAACAGGUACAGUGAAGCAUUUUCAGAAUAGCCAAUUUUACAAAAAUCGACUGAUGGUGACUCAAUGUUUGACAAGGCAAAAACAGGUUUAGACAUUUUUGAAAAUCUAUAAAAUAAUAUCACAUUUACAUAAGUAUUCAAACCCUUUACUCAGUACUUUGUUGAAGCACCUUUGGCAGUGAUUACAGCCUCGAGUCUUCUUGGGUAUGACGCUACAAGCUUGGCACACCUGUAUUUGGGGAGUUUAUCCUAUUCUUCUCUGCAGAUCCUCUCAAGCUCUGUCAGGUUGGAUGGGGAGCGUCGCUGCACAGCUAUUUUCAGGUCUCUCCAGAGAUGUUCGAUAAGUUCAAGUCCGCAGUUCUGGCCGGGUUACUCAAGGACAUUCAGAGACUUGUCCCAAAGCCCCUCCUGCGUUGACUUGGCUGUGUGCUUAGGGUCGUUUUCCUGUUGGAAGGUGAACCAUCGCCCCAGUCUGAGGUCCUGAGCGCUCUGGAGAAGGUUUUCAUCAAGGAUCUCUCUGUACUUUGCUCCGUUCAUCUUUCCCUCGAUCCUGACUUGUCUCCCAGUCCCUGAAAAACAUCCCCACAGUAUGAUGCUGCCACCACCAUGCUUCACCGUAGGGAUGGCGCCAGGUUUCCUCCAGAUGUGACGCUUGGCAUUCAGGCCAAAGAGUUCACUCUUGUUUCAUCAGACCAGAGAAUCUUGUUUCUCAUGGUCUGAGAGUCCUUUAGGUGCCUUUUGGCAAACUCCAAGCGGGCUGUCAUGUGCCUUUUACUGAGGAGUGGCUUCCAUCUGGCCACUCUACCAUAAAAUGGUGGAGUGCUGCAGAGAUGGUUGUCCUUCUGGAAGAUUCUCCCAUCUCCACAGAUGAACUCUGGAGCUCUGUCAGAGUGACCAUCAGGUUCAUGGUCACCUCCCUGACCAAGGCCCUUCUCCCCCGAUUGCUCAGUUUGGCCGGGCGACAAGCUCUAGAAAUAGUCUUGGUGAUUCCAAACUUCUUCCAUUUAAGAAUGAUUGAGGCCAUUGUGUUCUUGUGGACCUUCAAUGCUGCAGACAUUUUUUGGUGCCCAUCCUUACAUCUGUGCCUCGACACAAUCCUGUCUCGGAGCUCUACAGACAAUUCCUUCGACCUCAUGGCUUGGUUUUUGCUCUGACAUACACUGUCAACUGUGGGACCUUAUAUAGACAGGUGUGUGCCUUUCCAAAUCAUGUCCAAUCAAUUGAAUUUACCACAGGUGAACUCCAAUCAAGUUGUAGAAACAUCUCAAGGAUGAUCAAUGGAAACAGGAUGCACCUGAGCUCAAUUUCGAGUCUCAUUUCAAAGGGGCUGAAUACUUAUGUAAAUAAGGUAUAUAGAUAUAUAUAUGUUUAUUUUUUAUUUGCAAAAAUCUCAAAUCUGUUUUCACUUUGUCAUUAUGGGGUAUUGUGUGUAGAUUGAUUAAGGAAAAAAUGUAUUCAAUCCAUUUUAGAAUAAGGCAGUAAUGUCACAAAAUGUGGAAAAAGGGAAGGGGUCUGAAUACUUUCCGAAUACACUAUAUUAUGUGGAGGUUGCAGGAUACGGUGGAAAGCAUGGUCUGUCUGCACCGUACGCUAUCACUUUGGAGGGCCGCCUGCCUGCAGAAUACUUGUUGCCAUCUGGGUAGCCCUUUUCUUCCUCACAAAUACUGUGAUUAAUUUGCCAGAAUAUGUUACAUCUUCAUCCCGUAAUAUUGAAGGCAGUGCAAUGUUACAGCUAUCUUUAGAAAUAUAGAAAAUGAUAAAUGAAAUCGCCAGGCAGCCUAUUAUUGUUUUGGAAAAGAUGCCUUUGUAGUAGAUUUCUAAACUGUAUUUUAUAUGGAUAAUGUAAACGUAGGCCAGCUCUGUUUUGUCAGGCAAAUCUGGAGAAAAUGAAGCAAGUGCUUUCUGGUCACUAAUCUUUGGAUAUAAGCGCCCGCCUUUGCGUGCAAAUCUUGAUGACUGGUCAUUGGUCAACAAUCAAGACGUGCAUUUUUUUUGUUCUGAAGCAAAGAUGAGAUUUUUUUUACAAUAACAGUACUGUAAGCCUAUAUUAGAACAAGAUAAAAUAGGCAAAGCAGGGUUUCUUGCCGGUUUUUGUCCCCCCCCCCCAAAAAAAAAAUAAUAAUAUGAAAAGCCGAUAAAUAAAACCGUUGCCGGCCAAAAUGAACGGAAGGGGGAAAAAAUCCCAUUGCAAAAUAAUUGAUGGAAUCCCAAUCGAUAUCAUGUGAGCUGGAGGCAGUAUGCAUUUUGAAAAUGCACUUAAUUGUUUGAAACCUGCGUGUUUUACUUCAUAUUAUGAGGCAUGUCUUACCUUGCUUCAAAGUAGCCUAUAGGCAAAAUCCGACCAUGCAAACAUGGAGACAAUUAUUUUAUAAAUAGUUAAUAGGCAGCGCGUGAGUUUCAAGUUUGGGAAAACACACAAUUUAUCCUACCAUUUCUACCGAUCUGGGUGCCAGUUAUGAUUUUCGUAUGCACAUUUACGUGGAACAUUUCAAUAAUAACCUUUUCCUUUCUUAAAAUCAGUGUCACAUGGUUAAUCAUACAAAUUUGAAUUAAAAUGAUAAUCUAAAAGUUUAAAUAAAACUAAUGCAAGAGCACUAACCUCUGCCAUAUGGACACAUUGAUACACCGUGAUCCAUUGGCUAGAAAUGAGUGCAGGGAACUCAUAGCCUAUAGGCCAAUGCAGCAGUAGGCCUAUAACUUCAAUUGUCAACUAAGUCAAAAUACAUAAAGCAGACAAAUAAAAACAGUAGAAAAUAUAAUAAUUUCAGUUUCUUUCAAUCGCAUUCAUCUCUCUAUUCAGCCUGUCUGCCUCCCUUGCGAUCUGUCUUGACUUGAACUAUCGCUAUAGUGAAAUGCAACAUUUGUAUCAAAUCAAUCAACUGUGUCCGGCCCGAAGCUUUCGCUAGCGAACUUGCAACAUCUUAUCAACUAGCCUAUUCCUUAGAGUUUCCUGCGCCAGUGAGCUCGGGACAGACAGCUGUUUUGCCCAAGGGAAAAGUGUUUCCACUGAAUAUACAGUGCAUUUGGAAAGUAUUCAGACCCAUUCCCUUUUUCCACAUUUUGUUACAUUACAGCCUUAUUCUAAAAUAGAUAAAAUAAAAUACAUUCCUCAUCAAUAUACACACAAUACCCCAUAAUAACAAAGCAAAAACAGGUUUUUAGAAAUUCUUGCAAAUUCAUUAAAAAACAAAUACCUUAUUUACAUAAGUAUUCAGACCCUUUGCUAUGAGACUCGAAAUUGAGCUCAGGUGCAUCCUGUUUCCAUUGAUCAUCCUUGAGAUGUUUCUUCAACUUGAUUGGAGUCCACCUGUGGUAAAUUCAAUUGAUUGGACAUGAUUUGGAAAGGCACACACCUGUCUAUAGAAGGUCCCACAGUUGACAGUGCAUGUCAGAACAAAAACCAAGCCAUGAGGUCGAAGGAACUGUCCGUAGAGCUCCGAGACAGGAUUGUGUCGAGGCACAGAUCUGGAGAAGGGUACCAAAACAUUUCGGCAGCGUUUAAGGUCCCCAAAAACACAGUGGCAUCCAUCAUUCUUAAAUGGAAGACGUUUGGAACCAUCAAGACUCUUCCUAGAGCUGGCCGCCCGGCCAAACUGAGCAAUAGGGGAGAAGGGCCUUGGUCAGGGAGGUGAUCAAGAAGCCGAUGGUCACUCUGACAAAGCUCCAGAGUUCCUCCAGAGUUCCUCUGUGGAGAUGGGAGAACCUUCCAGAAGGACAGCCAUCUCUGCAGCACUCCACCAAUCAGGCCUUUAUGGUAGAGUGGCCAGACGGAAGCCACUCCUCAGUGGCCAGACGGAAGCCACUCCAAGCCCGCUUGGAGUUUGCCAAAAGGCACUAAAGGACUCUCAGACCAUGAUAAACAAGAUUCUCUGGUCUGAUGAAACCAAGAUUGAACUCUUUGGCCUGAAUGUUAAGCGUCAUGGCUGGAGGAAACCUGGCACCACCCCUACGGUGAAGCAUGGUGGUGGCAGCAUCAUGCUGUGGGAAUGUUUUUCAGCGGCAGGGACUGGUAGACUAGUCAGGAUCGAGGGAAAGAUGAACGGAGCAAAGUACAGAGAGAUCCUUGAUGAAAACCUUCUCCAGAGCGCUCAGGACCUCAGACUGGGGCGAUGGUUCACCUUCCAACAGGAAACGACCCUAAGCACACAGCCAAGACAACGCAGGAGGGGCUUUGGGACAAGUCUCUGAAUGUCCUUGAGUAACCCGGCCAGAACUGCGGACUUGAACUUAUCGAACAUCUCUGGAGAGACCUGAAAAUAGCUGUGCAGCGACGCUCCCCAUCCAACCUGACAGCUUGAGAGGAUCUGCAGAGAAGAACGAGAGAAACUCCCCAAAUACAGGUGUGCCAAGCUUGUAGCGUCCUACCCAAGAAAACUCAAGGCUCUAAUCACACUUAAGCAAAUGUGAUAUUUCUGUUUUAAAUUUAAUACAUUUGCAAAAAUGUCUAAAAACCUAUUUUUGCUUUGGUGUUAUGGGGUAUUGUGUGUAGAUUGAUGAGGGGGAAAAAAACAAUUUAAUCAAUUUUAGAAUAAGGCUGUAACGUAAGGCUCCCUCAACAUUAACAGGACACUCCAAACAAAAGACAAUGAAAAUUGGCAACUUCUCAAUUAUUAUUAUGAAAUAAACCAAAACGUGUUUCAGGUUGUGUAGCAGGUUGUGAACUCUGCAAACAACGUUUCCACUCCGAGAAUGAGAUCGGUAAAUGACUGUAACAGAAAUUAGUGUAACCAAAUUAUGGGGAUUAACUGUACAUUUACUACUGGUGACAUGUAAUGGGGAAUUGAUCAAAAUAAACAAUCAAAGGGCAAACAGUUCACACAAUAAAACAAUGAAUGCUCAAGAAUUGACGGGAGACAGCUGAGCCAUUCUGGAAAGAGACUCACCUUUUUCUUCGACACACCCCUCCGUUCUUCUUGUGUCUUGAGUCAACAUUUUAAAAUUAUACAUCUUCACACAUAUUUUAGAUGCUUUUCACUGACAGCCGAAACACAAUAAUCAUCUAGGCCUAUUGCCAUGCGCGCUGCCCAAAUUGCGAGCUUCCCAAAUAGGCAUACAGUGAGGGGAAAAAAGUAUUUGAUCCCCUGCUGAUUUUAUGUUUGCCCACUGUCAAAGAAAUGAUCAGUCUAUAAUUUUAAUGGUAGGUUUAUUUGAACAGUGAGAGACAGAAUAACAACAACAAAAAUCCAGAAAAAUGUAGAAAAAUGUUAUAAAUUGAUUAGCAUUUUAAUGAGGGAAAUAAGUAUUUGACCCCCUCUCAAUCAGAAAGAUUUCUGGCUCCCAGGUGUCUUUUAGACAGGUAACGAGCUGAGAUUAGGAGCACACUCUUAAAGGGAGUUUGUUACCUGUAUAAAAGACACCUGUCCACAGAAGCAAUCAAUCAAUCAGAUUCCAAACUCUCCACCAUGGCCAAGACCAAAGAGCUCUCCAAGGUUGUCAAGGACAAGAUUGUAGACCUACACAAGGCUGGAAUGGGCUACAAGACCAUCGCCAAGCAGCUUGGUGAGAAGGUGACAACAGUCAAUCUCCCUCGGCCACGUGGAGUUGCAAUGAUCAUGAGAACGGUGAGGAAUCAGCCCAGAACUACACGGGAGGAUCUUGUCAAUGAUCUCAAGGCAGCUGGGACCAUAGUCACCAAGAAAACAAUUGGUAAUGCACUACGCCGUGAAGGACUGAAAUCCUGCAGCGCCCGCAAGGUCCCCCUGCUCAAGAAAGCACAUAUACAGGGCCGUCUGAAGUUGGCCAAUGAACAUCUGAAUGAUUCAGAGGAGAAUUGGGUGAAAGUGUUGUGGUCAGAUGAGACCAAAAUGGAGCUCUUUGGCAGCAACUCAAUUCGCCGUGUUUGGAGGAGGAGGAAUGCUGCCUAUGACCCCAAGAACACCAUCCCCACUGUCAAACAUGGAGGUGGAAACAUUAUGCUUUGGGGGUGUUUUUCUGCUAAGGGGACAGGACAACUUCACCGCAUCAAGGGGACGAUGGACGGGGCCAUGUACCGUCAAAUCUUGGGUGAGAACCUCCUUCCCUCAGCCAGGGCAUUGAAAAUGGGUCGUGGAUGGGUAUUCCAGCAUGACAAUGACCCAAAACACACGGCCAAGGCAACAAAGGAGUGGUUCACGAAGACGGACAUUAAGGUCCUGGAGUGGCCUAGCCAGUCUCCAGACCUUAAUCCAAUAUAAAAUCUGUGGAGGGACCUGAAGGUUUGAGUUGACAAACAUCAGCCUCGAAACCUUGAUGACUUGGAGAAGAUCUGCAAAGAGGAGUGGGACAAAAUCCCUCCUGAGAUGUGUGCAAACCUGGUGGCCAACUACAAGAAACAUCUGACCUCUGUGAUUGCCAACAAGGGUUUUGCCACCAAGUACGAAGUCAUGUUUUGCAGAGGGGUCAAUUCUUAUUUCCCUCAUUUAAAAUGCAAAUCAAUUUAUAACGUUUUUGACAUGCGUUUUUCUGGAUUUUCUUGUUGUUAUUCUGUCUCUCACUGUUCAAAUAAACCUACCAUUAAAAUUAUAGACUGAUAAUUUCUUUGUCAGUGGGCAAACUUACAAAAUCAGCAGGGGAUCAAAUACUUUUUUCCCUCACUGUAGGCCUACGAGCUUGUGAUCUGAAACAAUCCACAGCUAUUUUUUAAAAGAAGCUUUCUUUGAAUGGCCAGGUCCUGACUGACAAGGAAGAAUCUCUGUGUAGGCCUCCAUUAUUUAUCAGACAGAUGGACAGAAGUGGUUGUAUGUCAGUGAGACCCCUACCCAAACCAAGCCCCCAAGCAAGUCUAGGAAAUGGGUCAAAGUCCUCACGCUGGCACAGCUGACAGCAGGGCCAGAGAGGGAGGGGAAAUGUAGGCCAACUGGGCACGCUCUCCCCCAUGUCGUCCCAUCCCUGAGGCUGGACUCCUCUUGUUAUGCGUGUUGGCUUGUCUGGUCUGGUGGAAUGAUGAUGACUGGAAAACUAAGCACGAGUUAGUUGACCUGACUUCAUCAUUGUCAGGAUGAUACUCAGAUCACACAAAUACAAAUGUCAACAUCUACUAAAGACACAUGGCAUGCAUGAUGGACAAGUUGAUUAGAUCUUCUCCCCGCUUUUGUUUUUCUUAUGUUUCGUUGUUUUUGUCAUGUCAUCCCCAGAUAUCCGCUGUCCGUUCUGCUCCAAGCCUUUCCCAGGGGGCAAGAUUGAGGAUCACCUGUUGAGCUGCCUCACAUCUCCACCUCUCCCUUACAACAGUGAGUAUGAGUGCACCAAAAACUCAGAGCAGAGAGAGGGUUGACAUUGUAUGGUAAACAGUGGUGUUAUAAUGGUGGCAGGUAGCCUAGCGGUUAGAGCGUUGCUAGUUCAAAUCCCCAAGCCGACAAGGUGAAAAAUAUGUCUGUGCCCUUGCACAAGGCACUUAAUCCUAAUUGCUCCAGGGUUGCCUUUGAAUGGCAGACCCUGGCUGUGACCCCACUCUCCGAGGGAUAUGCAAAAAACGCAUUUCCAAUUCGCACAUAUUAAUACACACUUGUACAUGUUUGAAAUAGGACAAAUAUAAGCACCCACCACAUUAUUAUUACAGUGUUUUACACAAACAGUAGCCUAUAUGAAAGUUCAGGCAUAAUGUGUGUUGAAAGUAUGUAUGUUAAAAGUCCCUUCCCUGGGUUUGUGACGACACUUUAACGUCUAACUGUCAUGCUGUGGUGUGUGUGGUGUUCUCAGCGGAUGUGCUCAGUAAGGACAGCGGUGAGUGUUCCAUCUGUCUGGAGGAGCUGCAGCAGGGAGAGACCAUUGCCCGGCUGGCCUGCCUAUGUGUCUACCACAAGAGGUAA
Molecule: messenger RNA, 8962 nt
Organism: Coregonus sp. 'balchen'
Lineage: Eukaryota; Metazoa; Chordata; Actinopteri; Salmoniformes; Salmonidae
Source: the annotation of a GenBank genome assembly